This is a messenger RNA of Acanthopagrus latus (yellowfin seabream), 1062 nucleotides long. It is a transcript of the gene tnnt2d, whose product is annotated as troponin T2d, cardiac. Gene Ontology annotation, biological process: sarcomere organization; regulation of muscle contraction; cardiac muscle contraction. The transcript has 12 exons. Lineage: Eukaryota; Metazoa; Chordata; Actinopteri; Spariformes; Sparidae. Gene Ontology annotation, molecular function: tropomyosin binding; troponin C binding; troponin I binding. Gene Ontology annotation, cellular component: troponin complex. The record is from RefSeq and is a predicted model, not a curated record. The coding region runs from base 118 to 837 and encodes 239 amino acids.
GAAGGGCUGGACUAUGUAUCCUUGAUGCUCAACCUGUUGGUGAAUUUCAAGGAGCUGAAGUCUGUCGCUCGUCUCUGAGCUCCCUCUGUCUGGCUCACAGAGCUCAUCCAUAACAAAAUGUCUGACACCGAAGAAGUCUUGGACGAGGAAGUUCAGGAUGGAGACGAGUCAAAGCCCAAGCCGAAGUUUAUGACAAAUAUCUCUGCGCCAAAGAUCCCUGAUGGGGAAAAAGUGGAUUUUGAUGACAUCCACAGGAAGCGUCAGGAGAAGGAUCUGUCUGAGCUGCAGUCUCUGAUUGAAGCUCACUUCAUCCAGAGGAAGAAAGAGGAAGAGGAGCUCAUCGCCCUCGUCAACCGAAUCGAGAAACGUCGCGCUGAGAGGGCAGAGCAACAGAGGGUCCGGGCAGAGAGAGAGAAAGAGAGGCAGGCCAGACUUGCGGAGGAGAAGGAACGGAAGGAGCAGGAGGAGCAGCGCAAGAAGUUCGAUGACGAUGCCAAGAAGAAGAAGGCCCUCUCAAACAUGACCCAGCAGUACAGUGCUGGACAAAAGAGCGAGAGCAGAAAAGGAGGCAAGAAACAGACCGAGAGGGAGAAGAAGAAGAAGAUCUUGGCCGACCGCAGGAAGGCUCUAAAUAUUGAUCACCUGAACGAGGAAAAACUCAAGGAGAAGGCGAGCGAGCUGUGGCAGUGGCUGAUGGGACUGGAGGCUGAGAAGUUUGACCUCAGUGAGAAACUCAAAAGACAGAAGUACGAUAUCAACCAACUUCUUGCCCGAGUCCAGGACCACCAGAGUGCCAAAGGUCGCGGCAAAGGCAAGAUGGCUGGCCGGCUGAGGUAAAACAGCAGCAAGACUGGGACGAGGCACUGAUUGGCCCACGGGUCUAUCAUGUGUGUUUUCAUUGUUCUGUUGUGUUGGGUUACAUGUCAAUUACCAUGAUAUCAAAACAAUCAAUGUGUCAUUACAUCCUCUCUGCUGCCUCUCUGCAAACCAUGCAAGAUGUCUGUUUCUGUGUAAUUAAAGAUAUAAUAUGUAAGAUUUCUGCAUUAAAAUGUCAAACAAUGA